Molecule: messenger RNA, 1498 nt
Organism: Lontra canadensis (Northern American river otter)
Lineage: Eukaryota; Metazoa; Chordata; Mammalia; Carnivora; Mustelidae
Gene: TTC19
Product: tetratricopeptide repeat domain 19
Exons: 10
Coding region: 48-1178 (376 amino acids)
Biological process (GO): mitochondrial respiratory chain complex III assembly
Cellular component (GO): mitochondrial inner membrane
Molecular function (GO): protein binding
Source: RefSeq, a predicted model, not a curated record
CGUGGGACCCGGCCGGGCCUGCAGUGCGCCGAGGACGCCGCGCGAGCAUGUACAGGCUCCUGAGCCCGAGCCUGGGCCGAGGCCUCCUGCGGGCCGCGGGGCGGCGGUGCCGGACCUGCUCGGCGCGCCUGCUCCCGGGGCCCGCGGGGAGCCGGGCGCCUGAGGUGGCGGUGCCGGCAUUCCGAGUCGCGCCGCGCGGCGGAGGCCCGGGCCUGCUGCCGCUGCUGGCAGCGCUCGCCUGGUUCUCGAGGCCCGCUGCGGCAGAUGAGCAGGAGGAGCGGCAGGGAGCGGGCGGGGCCGCCGCCGAGGGUGCGGCGGACGAGACCGAGGCUGAGAUCAUCCAGCUGCUGAAGAGAGCCAAGUUGAGCAUCAUGAAAGAUGAGCCGGAAGAAGCUGAGCUGAUUUUACAUGACGCUCUUCGGCUUGCCUAUCAGAGUGAUAACAAGAAGGCCAUCACGUACACUUACGAUUUGAUGGCCAACUUAGCAUUUAUACGGGGUCAGCUUGAAAAUGCAGAAAAACUUUUUAAAGCAACAAUGAGUUACCUGCUUGGAGGGGGCAUGCAACAGGAAGACAAUGCAAUAAUUGAAAUCUCUCUAAAGCUGGCCAGUAUCUAUGCUGCUCAGAAUAGACAGGAAUUUGCUCUUGCUGGCUAUGAAUUCUGCAUUUCAACUCUAGAGGAAAAAAUUGAAAGAGAAAAGGAAUUAGCGGAAGACGUUUUGUCAGUGCAAGAGAGGGCCAGCACCCACCUCCUCCUCGGCAUGUGCUUGGACACCUAUGCGCGCUACCUUCUGUUCUCCAAGCAGCCGUCACAGGCACAGAGGAUGUAUGAAAAGGCUUUGCAGAUUUCCGAAGAAAUGCUAGGAGAAAGACACCCACAGACCAUCGUGCUGAUGAGUGACCUGGCGACCACCCUGGACGCGCAGGGCCGCUUCGACGAGGCCUGCGCGUACGUGCAGAGGGCGUCCGACCUGGCCAGGCAGAUCGAGCACCCCGAGCUGCACAUGCUGCUCAGUAACCUGGCCGCCAUCCUCAUGCACCGAGAGCGAUACGCACAAGCAAGAGAGAUCUACCAGGAGGCGCUGAAGCAAGCGGAGCUGAAGAGAGACGAGGUUUCUAUACAGCACAUCAGGGAAGAGCUGGCCGAGCUGUCGAGAAAAAGUAGACCUUUAACUUAAUUUUACGAAGCGCGAGAUCCCUUUUUGUUGUAGGGAAUUUUCAGCAACAGCGAUUAUUCCGGUCUCAGUGAUACCCAAAUCAGUGGCUUAGAUCCUUUCUCCUUGAUAUUCAAGUUUUGUCAGUGUGGCUGUGGUGAAGGACAAGUUGUAUACACUGCCACUUUGUGUUUUUAAAGGAAAAACAACUCUCACCCCUGGCUGGUUUUGCCUCUAAGGACAGAUGUCAAGUGAUGCUUUCAGUCGUGACCUCUGAGAGGGUCCGGGCGCGCGGGUCUUGGGGGCACCGCGGAUGGCGAGGGGCUGGGCCGCCGUCGGCUGGG